CUUGUCAAACGGCGUCGUUUCCGGAACUCAUUCUGGGAAACGUUAAAGAUUCUCGUCACCUAAAUACCAGAAAUUUACAAUUUCAGAAGCGAGAGAGAAGAUGGCGAGCAACGAUGGAGGAGGAGGAGGAAAAGAAGAAAGAAGGAGAAGAAGAAUUGCAGAGAGAGGUUCAGAUCGCAUGGCCUUAAUAACGGGUCGAAUCAAUGCGCUUCCUCCGACACCACCCUCUUCGGCGUCGUCCCCAACCCACCCCCACAUCCCUCGCCACGCGCAAUCCUUGUCGGUCGCAGCUUUCGAUUCUAACUCAGAUGAUCAGCAGCAGCAUCUUCCCCCUCGCCACCAGCGCCCUCAGUCGUUGUCUGCAUUCGCCGAUUACCACGAAGAUCUCACUGGCGGUGCUGAAAAUAAACGUAGUGCCUCUCUUUCUUCAGCAAGACUAAGACAUCAGGGUGGAUUUAAGUACUCAAACAUGGAAAAUUUCGACUUCAACCCCGAAGAGGAACCUCUUAUACAGGAUUCUGAUACUAUUACAGAAGCCAGCAAUCAAGUGUCUGAGGGAAAUGCUUCCAAAAUGAAACCACCUUCUGUCACGUCAAACACAAAAAAUUCAGCACAUGACACACAACAGCUAAAGAAACCUCGCAGGCAUAACGCCACUUUUUUCUCUUCAAGAGAGCUGAAUAUCUGCAUUUUAGCUUCUGAGCCCACACGUGCUCUCAGUUCUCUGAUAAUAGCAUUGCUGGUAGUUUUUUAUUACAUGAUUUCAGAGAGAGUUUUGGCUUCAAGGCCUCUUUACAUACUCUUGUUAACUGAUGUUACACUUGUGCUUGCUCGCCUAUAUGGUGGAAAGGCAAGUCUCUUGGAAGAAACUGAGGGAGAAAAAGUUAAAGCUACUGGAGAUGGACACAAUUGGGGUGAUGCAGUGAAGCUUAUGGAGAGGGGUUUGGUGACCUACCAGGCCAUUAGAGGAGUUUUCAUAGAUUGCAGUAUUUAUCUAGUGGUUGUUGUAUGUGGUACCUCCUUGAUGUAGUUCUGGCUGCUUGAGACUUGAGUUUGAGUACUUGCAAUAUCCUCAAUUCCCCUUUUGGGCAAGUGUCUGCUCCCAAAUAAUUUUGUUGUAAAUUCUUACUUGCUUUUAUACCUUUGAGGACUAUGAUUUAAUUUGAAUUCAGAGUUGCGUUAGGCAUUUCAUCUUUCUGUCGAAUUGUUUGCAUUGUAGAUGCCAUUAUAUAUUUGAUACAUUUUAUGAA
This is a messenger RNA of Glycine soja, 1250 nucleotides long. RefSeq lists its product as uncharacterized. NCBI's taxonomy places the organism in Eukaryota, Viridiplantae, Streptophyta, Magnoliopsida, Fabales, Fabaceae. The coding region runs from base 101 to 1030 and encodes 309 amino acids. The record is from RefSeq and is a predicted model, not a curated record. The transcript is spliced from 2 exons.